Ooceraea biroi (clonal raider ant) is the source of this 753-nucleotide messenger RNA. RefSeq lists its product as uncharacterized. The record is from RefSeq and is a predicted model, not a curated record. Gene Ontology annotation, cellular component: extracellular region. Gene Ontology annotation, molecular function: chitin binding. Lineage: Eukaryota; Metazoa; Arthropoda; Insecta; Hymenoptera; Formicidae.
AUGGCGCGGGAGAAGCUGCUCGCCGUGUUAUUACUUGUCAGCUGUGUCACAGUAACUCUAAGCUUGCCUCAACAGUCGAAGCCCAGAAGACCCACUCCGGCAUUUAAGCCCCCCAAAACUGGCGGUCUGCUAUUGCCGGACAAUGCAACCCUCAUUCGCGAGAAUAUCGUCGACACGUUUUCGUGCCAGGACAGAAUUUACGGGUAUUAUGCCGACAUGGAGAAUGAAUGUCAAAUAUUCCAUGUGUGCAUGCCGCAAACGAGAGGUGCGAUCAGAUGGAGUUUCAUUUGUCCUGGCGAGACAGUUUUCAAUCAGGCGACAUUCGUAUGUACACGGACAGAAAGUUCGAUACCGUGUGAAGAAUCGGAAAAAUAUUAUGUUUUGAACGAGGAAAUUGGAAAAGAAGUGGAGGAAGAAGAGGAAGCGGAUCAGAACAGAGGAAAGGAAAAUGUCACGAAGGUUCUUGAAGUAGAUGCGGAAACGGUGUCUCCGAGAAAGCCGUCUCCGAGAAACGCAAGAUUAACAAACCGCGAAAGGUUAUUCCGGCAAUAACGGAUGCAUUUAUACGCUCCUCGUUUGGAAACUACGUUUGGUUUCUACUUUACUUUAUAACACAGGAUGUCGUAAUUAGCCAAAAUAAAUAAUAAAUUCUGCUUAAACAUAAAGCGAAUUUCAGCUUGCCUUUUUCGAGAUUGAUUAAAUUCAUGUAGUAGUAGUAUAAUAUGAUACUUAGAACGCAUCUAAAAUUGAGAG